Pleuronectes platessa (European plaice) is the source of this 755-nucleotide messenger RNA. RefSeq names its product transcription factor HES-2-like. The transcript is spliced from 2 exons. The coding region runs from base 1 to 456 and encodes 151 amino acids. Gene Ontology annotation, cellular component: nucleus. The record is from RefSeq and is a predicted model, not a curated record. Gene Ontology annotation, biological process: regulation of transcription by RNA polymerase II; anterior/posterior pattern specification; regulation of neurogenesis. Gene Ontology annotation, molecular function: DNA-binding transcription factor activity, RNA polymerase II-specific; protein dimerization activity; RNA polymerase II cis-regulatory region sequence-specific DNA binding. NCBI's taxonomy places the organism in Eukaryota, Metazoa, Chordata, Actinopteri, Pleuronectiformes, Pleuronectidae.
AUGAAGGCAGCAGAGAUCAGAUUGUCUCUACACAGACCUCUACAGCACAGAGAUCCACACAUGGCUCCUACAAUCACUGCAGCAAUGACCAACUCUCAGGAGCAUCUGACUCGGAGCCACAAGCUCAGAAAGCCUCUGGUGGAGAAGUUACGCAGAGAGCGAAUCAACAGCAGCAUCGAGCUGCUCAAGUCUCUCCUGGGUCCAGAGUUCCUCAACCAGCAGCCAGACUCCAAGCUGGAGAAAGCAGACAUCCUGGAGAUGACCGUUUGCUUCAUGACACAGCUGCUGCAGCAGAACCAGCAGCAGAGAAGACUGAUGAAGCAUGUCAACAAGCUGCAGUCUUCCUCUGAGGAGAAGCUGAGAGAGGCUGACUUCUCUCCUCUGAGCUCCACAGUCCACAGCAGCAUCACCAAAGACAAGAGUCCAGUCAGCAGCGCCCCCUGGAGGCCGUGGUAGACUCCUACAGACUGGAGUUACCAGCAGACAAACUGGGACGAGCUCAGUGGUCAGAGACGACUGGAAGUGAAUUCCAUGAAAUCUAAGGACUUGUUCUUCUGUAUGAACAGAAACAUGUAUUUGUGUGUUGGACGUUUCCUGAGGAAAGAAGCAACAAUAUCUUUCAAGUGAAGAAAGAAAACAUCUUGUCAUGCAUGUUGCAUGAAUCACAUCUGAUUGCAUCAGCAAUUAUUAUCACCCCUCACUGUGUCAGUGAUGUAUCAUCAUAAGGUUUGUUACCUGUUGAUUAACAUUGAUCU